CUGAUCACUAUGUCAAAUUCCCAAAAACAUUAUCAAAUGAAUCAGCAACAAUUUCCUAUUGUUCAGCUGAAAAACCUAUCCUUCAAUCAUGCGUCAUCCGAUUUAUUUGCCCUAAUGGGACAGUUUGGGAAUAUCCAAGAGAUACGAGUUGGGAGUGCCAGCAAUGUCGAAACCAGAGGACAGGCUCUAGUUGUCUAUACGACACUGAAGGCUGCAUCUUUAGCUGUGGAAAAACUCUCAGGGUUCAACUAUCAUGGAAGAUAUUUGAUAGUCCGAAUGUACACUCCAGAACCGCACCUGUGGAAAGAACUUAGCGAGAACGGUACUGUAUCUACACAAUGAAGAGUGGAUGCGGACAAUAUAAGUUAAACUAAAUUACAGAUUAUGUUAAAAAUAGUGGCGAUGAAGAUAAGAGUAAGAAGUCAAAAAAAGAAGAAGAAAAAAAGAGCAAAAGAAGAGGAGUCGAGUAGAAAUAAAACUCGAAAUUGUAUAAUAUAUAAUAAUAAAUGUAUAAUAACAGGCGAUAAUGUCAGAGAUAUU
Pichia membranifaciens NRRL Y-2026 is the source of this 540-nucleotide messenger RNA. RefSeq lists its product as hypothetical. The coding region runs from base 10 to 342 and encodes 110 amino acids. NCBI's taxonomy places the organism in Eukaryota, Fungi, Ascomycota, Pichiomycetes, Pichiales, Pichiaceae. Gene Ontology annotation, molecular function: RNA binding. The record is from RefSeq and is a predicted model, not a curated record. The transcript has a single exon.